CUAUCGCGGUCCUCGAUAUAAUUUCCUCAAUAGCAGACAGAGUGGGUGUGGCCAUGAGAGGUAGGAGGGGGCAGAGAGCGCCCAAAUAGAGGCGUGGAAAAGGAAGAGAGGAAUACUGAAGGUGGAGUGUGUGACGUUCUUCAGAGAAAGGGAGGGGAGAGAGGGAGAGAGAGAGAGAGAGAGAAAAAGGAAGAACUUUUCCAAAGACAUUUUUUUCUUUCUUCUCCCCCUCUUUUUGGCUUAAACAAACAUUACGGAGGGAGAGGUUAAACCUUCACGACGCCUUGCCGGGCUGUUUGGAUGGGAAAUGAACGACUGAUAAACCGAAAGAGGAAGAGAGAAAGAAAAGAAGAAGGGGAAAUAAACACUCAGGGAGUUGCUAUAGUCCUGUGUAACAGAUGACGGCAUUAAAAAUUGACAGCGGGAAGCCUGAGGCCUGUUGACAGACGAGAGCAACAUCCUUGACCAUGACGUCAGAGCUGGACUCCAGUUUGACCAGCAUUGACUGGCUCCCGCAGCUGGGAAUGAGCAGUCUCCGCUCAGGGAAAGAACGAGGGGAGAAAAAGCGAGAACGAGGAAGAGAACGAGAUACACCCCCGUCCAUCCCAUCCUCCUCCCCUCCACCAAACUCCAAAGGGAAGCCACCACAUAGUUAUGCCACACUCAUCGCAAUGGCAAUAAGCUCUGCUCCAGAGGGAAAGCUGAGUCUGAACGACAUCUACACUUGGAUUAGUGAUACAUUCCCAUUCUACAGCAGAGCAGGAAGAGGCUGGAAGAAUUCAAUUCGACAUAAUCUCUCCCUGAAUAAAUGCUUCCGGAAAGUUCCAAGACCACAGAGCGACCCUGGGAAGGGUUCUUAUUGGACGAUGGAUGGGCCACCUGACCAACAUCAGGCUAGAGGUGCAAAAAGACCUUGUCCUACAAGUGAGGAGGAGAUGGAAGUCCCUGAAAAAUCUCCAUCCACAGUGGACAAAACACAUAUCAGUCAAGCUGAGCAACUCCCUCUUCCACAAGAGAUCAAAAUUACUCUGUCUCCACCUCCAUGCAAGCGUCCACCUGCCCCAUUAAAUACAGCCCCUGCCCCUGCCACUGUCCCUUCAGCUGAGCCGCCGCUGCGUUUCUCCUUCGCCGAUCUCAACCUGCCGGACCUCUACACUUCAUUUCAGUCUCUCUGUCGCUCUGUGAGAGAGAGAGUCACUUCACAGUCGGAUACCACCAGUCUUCUUGGAAUACCGAGUGAUAUUGCACCGCUCCACACACCAACGCUGCCACCUCUGUCACCUCACCACUGCCCCAGCACCAAUCCACCCACACACAUGACCACUAGUAUGCACAUCGGUACCAACUUCACGCCUAACCUUAACCCGAGUUUCACUUCUAAUCAAAACCCACCGGCUAACGCUGAGCCUGACAGACUGCUACAUAACAACGUUGUUCCUGCAGACUGGUUCAGUAAUGCUGAGUCUUUAAGAGAGAGCUUCAGAAUUGCCAACAGUUUGGACUGGUCUAAUAUAGAUCUCACCAAUCACCCAGACCUGGUAGAGAGCAUGCGUCAAGCAGAACUCUGUGAUUGGGCGCUGGAUCCAGCUCUCUUCAUCUCGCUUUGUGAUUCGCUCAACCGCUUCUUCACUCACAGGGGUAUCAUCGGCUCACAGACGGGCAGCCCGUCAUCUCUGAACCCGUUAGCUUCACCUCUUACCAACAUGCAGUCGGCUGCUCAUCCACCUCUGUCGCAUUUAACGCAGCCCUCUCCACUUAGCUUACCUCCCCAGCUCCCGCACUGUAGCGGUGGUCCACCUGUUCAGAGCCACAGGAAAACUCUGACUCCUCAGAGCCAUAGUCAGAAUUCACAGAGGAACCUUGAAACCCAGCCAGCUGCUAGCCAGCCUCUGCCAUCCAAUACUAUUCAAGCACAACCUUUGACACCUCGAAACCGACCCGCGAUGAAGCAUCUCCACAGCAACAGUGAAGAGAUUCAGGAUGACUUUGAUUGGGAUUCACUGAUUGUGUAAAUACUUCACGGAUUUUGUGGACUUGUGGAACAAUUUGAAAUACUGCAAAGAUUUAUUUAUCAAGAUGAGAGCUUUUGUUUAAAAUCUGAAAACAAAAUUCAAGUAUGUCUGUUGUAUGAAGCGGCGGCCCGUCAAUUAUAUAUUAGCUAUUUAACAAAUCCUCAUUCCAAACACCCUACAUUUUAAAUUCCUUUGAAAUACUAAUUACCUCUUCUGAGUGACCAACAAUAGGAAAAACACACACACACACACACACACACACACACACACACAAUAUAUUAUAUAUAUAUAUGAAAAAAAUUGGGCUAGUUUAAAAUGCUCUGUAGCUGCCUAGAUCUUGUUUUGUAGCAAGUAACUGUAAUUAAAUCAAAUACAUUUCUACAAACAAAGGCAAAUACACCAAACAGUAUACAUGAUCUUAAAUAAAUCAAGACACCAUUGACCAUGAAAAAAAUAAAACAUAUGUCUAAGGUCAGAUUAUUCUGUACAGGCUAAAUCCUGUUUUUACACCCCCCUCCCCCAAAUGGAAACAAAACAUCCUUAGUUACUAUUGAACAGCUAACAUUUUUGCUUGAUGCAGAUAUAGGCUUUCCAGAUUAAUUCAAUAUUUUGACUAGGUAUACAUUGUUUGUUUGUUUUUUUGUACUUGAAAGUUCUUUAUAUGUUAAUGCUUUUUUUCUUUCUUUAUUUCUUUUUGCUAAGCUCAGUAAAUGUAAAGCUGUUAAGACUAAUGGGUAGCUGGGACUCCUUCAGUAUAUUUUGACUGAAUAUUAUGUACGAAAACAGUUAAAUGUUGUCAAACGUCAAUUAUCUUCAUUUUAGCACACUUCCGUUUGCAAAUAUCAACUUCUUGAAUUUUACCUAAAUAAAUCAGGCAUCACAAUAUUCUAUGCCUUGCAUCAAAAUAAAAAUCACAGCUGAAAAAUUAUUAGAAAUGUGACUUUGUUGUAAUGGAACACCCAAAACAGAAAAACCAAACACUUCCUUUUUUUUUUUUUUUUUUUUUACAUUUAUUUUUUCCUCCUCCAUGUUUUGAAAUGUGAAUAUUCACAGUCAACACCAUAAUCUUUUUGCUUACCCAGUAUAAGAGAUAUCUUCAUAUAUAAAAUAAUUCAUCAAAAGUAAAUUAAGAAUAACAGCACGGAUUGUUAUUCAGUCCCCCAAAUUUGAUCAUUUCAAAUUUUCCCAACUGAUUCAUCUAGGUCACAAUUUUAGAAGCAUUUAAAGUCCACCCACCUAUUUUUUGUUUCAGAAACAUACGGGAAAAAGAGUAGGUGGGCGUUGCAAUGUGAGAAUAAAAUCUUGUGUCCCAUCUGACAGUUCUGACUAAUGCUUCAAGUCACCAAAAAAAAAAAAAUCUGUGAAAGAAAAUGAAUAAAAGGACA
This is a messenger RNA of Ictalurus furcatus (blue catfish), 3397 nucleotides long. RefSeq names its product forkhead box J2 (gene foxj2). Gene Ontology annotation, biological process: regulation of transcription by RNA polymerase II. Gene Ontology annotation, molecular function: DNA-binding transcription factor activity, RNA polymerase II-specific; RNA polymerase II cis-regulatory region sequence-specific DNA binding. The transcript has 10 exons. NCBI's taxonomy places the organism in Eukaryota, Metazoa, Chordata, Actinopteri, Siluriformes, Ictaluridae. The record is from RefSeq and is a predicted model, not a curated record. Gene Ontology annotation, cellular component: nucleus. Bases 468 to 2012 code for a protein of 514 amino acids.